Messenger RNA from Penicillium roqueforti, 1119 nucleotides. Its product is annotated as ankyrin repeat domain-containing protein. The record is from RefSeq and is a predicted model, not a curated record. The transcript has a single exon. Gene Ontology annotation, molecular function: protein binding. Gene Ontology annotation, cellular component: nucleus; cytoplasm. Lineage: Eukaryota; Fungi; Ascomycota; Eurotiomycetes; Eurotiales; Aspergillaceae. The coding region runs from base 1 to 1119 and encodes 372 amino acids.
AUGUCGCUUGAUAUUCUACCCACAGAGCUCAUUCUCAUGAUUGAGAAGAAUCUGCAUUCCCAGAAAGACCGCAAUGCCUUGAUUCGCACGAGCCCGCGUUUCGCCCUCAUGUUCGACGAGAAACUAUACAAGAGCUGCUCAGCACAGGAACACAGCUAUAUUAUCCUAUGGGCAGCUAAGCGAGGCCUGGAGGGCACCAUACACAAGUGCCUGAAGGCUGGCGCUAAAAUUCCACGGCGAGAUAGAUUCAGGUCUCAUUUGAUCGAUCGCGACGCACCCGAGUCUUUGAGUGUCAUCCCACGGCACCCCAAAUCACACCCAUUGACCGCAGCAGCCGAAUUUGGCUCACUGUCUUGCGUCAAUCUUUUCCUUGAGAAAGGCGUCAAUCCCAACUUGUUGGAUGAACAUUACGAAACUCCACUGAGACAGGCUGCAGGAAAUGGCCAUGUCAAUGUCGUUGAGUUGUUACUUUCCAGCGAUGCUCUCGCAUUCACGGGUGCCUUCAAGUUGCGACGACCUCUGAAGAUUGCUGCGGCUCGCGGUCAUUUACCCGUGCUCAAGGCGCUGUUCUCUUUCCUUGGGAGUGGCGAUCGAAAUCUCACCGUCAAAGAUGCUGCCCAGAUCAUCCUGUACGAGGGACUCUGGCACAGCAAAGUAAGUGUUGUCAGGUAUGCACUCAAACAGGGUGCGGAUGUGAAUGACGAAAAUUCCGAGUUCGUGUUGCGGUUCGCUCCAGAUCUACGCCCAGACGAUCCCCCCGAGAAAACACGAUCAAGAUUGGUCCAAGGUCACAAGAUCGGAGUGACAGUUCGAGGGAUCCCCACCGCAGGCUGGUCGAACCUCAUCCCCAAUACCCUCCACGCUGCGCUCGUUGGUGGUGAUAGGAGGCUGAUUGAUUUGAUCAUUGACACUGGUUAUGAUAUUACUCAAAUUGGGUCCAUCCUGCGGUAUGCAGUCCUUCGGAGAGAGAACGUACUCAUCAGUAAGUUGAUGAAUAUGGGGGUCAACAUCACCUCCAAAAUUCUUUAUGAGUCCGUUUGUGGUGAAGAUUUGGUUAUGAAGGAGUUCAUGAAGACGACCUUGGAGAAGACUAUGGAAGAACUGGGACUCAAUAAUUGA